This is a messenger RNA of Rhea pennata, 3532 nucleotides long. RefSeq names its product tripartite motif containing 59 (gene TRIM59). The record is from RefSeq and is a predicted model, not a curated record. Gene Ontology annotation, biological process: negative regulation of canonical NF-kappaB signal transduction; innate immune response. The coding region runs from base 78 to 1301 and encodes 407 amino acids. Gene Ontology annotation, molecular function: zinc ion binding; ubiquitin protein ligase activity. Lineage: Eukaryota; Metazoa; Chordata; Aves; Rheiformes; Rheidae. The transcript has 2 exons.
GGCGGCGGCGGCGCCGCUGUGAGAGGCGGCGGCCGCGGCUCGGCUCGGCUCGGCUCGGCGCUGCGCGGUGCUCGGACAUGCAUCACUUUGAGGAAGAAUUAACAUGUUCCAUUUGCUAUAGUAUAUUUGAAGAUCCACGUGUUCUACCGUGUUCCCAUACAUUUUGUAGAAAUUGUCUGGAAGGUGUUAUUCAGCUGUCAAGCAACUUUUCCAUUUGGAGACCACUGAGAGUUCCGCUCAAGUGUCCUAACUGUAGAAGUAUUGUUGAAAUUCCUGCAUCUGGUACUGAGUCGUUGCCUAUCAACUUUGCAUUAAAAGCUAUUAUUGAAAAAUACCGACAGGAGGAUCAGCCUGAUGUUGCAACCUGUAGUGAACACUACAGACAACCACUGAAUGUUUACUGUCUUUUGGAUAGAAAAUUAGUGUGUGGUCACUGUCUUACGAUAGGAAAACAUAAUGGCCAUCCAAUAGAUGACCUACAAAGUGCCUACGUAAAAGAAAAACAGAGUUCUGGAAAAAUUCUUGAGCAGCUGACAGAUAAACACUGGACUGAUGUAUGUUUGCUUAUUGAAAAGUUGAAAGAACAGAAAUCCCAGUGUGAAAACGUUGUUCAAGAUGAUAAAAAAGUAGUACUACAGUAUUUUAAGAAACUUAAUGAUACAUUGGAGCAUAAAAAACAAGCAUUGCUGACUGCACUGGAUGAAGUUAACAAACACAUUUUGGAAGAAUAUGAGCCUCUAAUUGAAAAGUUGAAACAAAUAAGGGAAGAACAGCUUGAAUUAAUGUCACUGAACACAUCUAUUCAAAAAGAAGAAUCCCCACUUAUUUUUCUUGAGAAGGUUGAUGAUAUGCAACAACGUAUAAAAGCUGUGAAACAAAAGCAGCUACCAGAUGUUAAACCUGUUGAGAUUUAUCCAAGGGUAGGGCACCUGUUGAAGGAUGUGUGGUCUAAAACUGAAAUUGGUCAGAUCAACAAGAUCCUUACUCCAAAAAUAAAACUGAUUCCGAAAAGGAAGUUAUGCUGCAAAAGCAGCGAAAAGGAAAGAGGAAAAUCUAAAGAAUCCUUUCAGGCUGUAAAUCCUCUAACAGUCAUGCUACUUCUUAUAAUAAUAGUGAUAACUCUGCUUUCAUUCCACAAACAGAUAUCAUCAGUUGUAAAUGAAAUUACUGCUACUUAUAUUUCAGAAUUCCUACUAUUUGUUUAUGAAGAUACCUGCACCCAUUUGCAGACUGUAGUGGAUGCACUGUGCCAUGUGUUCAAUUUACUGAUGGAAUUUUGGGGUAGAAUUGCUUAUUUUUGAAUAAUGCAAAUAAUUGGUUUAAAAGUUAGUAUAGGAAUCCCUAUGAUAUCCUCCUUAAGUUUCUGCUUAAAAGCUGGGUUGCUUAUUAAAACUACACAUUUUUCUUUCUUCAUCGCCCUCCUUUUUCUGUUUUGUUUAUAUUUUCCUUGCAUCUAGGUAGAACACCUAGGAAAUUUAAUUCUCAGUUGAAUGAGAAGAUUUACAAUGAAGAGGCUCACUCUUCUGCUUGUUCCGAUAUGAUAGGUUGGUAAAUAACAAAUAGUUGGUUUUCUAUUUGUUUAAACUGGAAGCCAGUCAGAAAUAAUGUCUGUAAGAAAGCUAUAAGCAACUUACAAAUUAUAACCUAGAAGGGUUUGUUAAAACUCUUCUUUUAUAUUAUCCUUUUCAUUUACUAUCCUUUCUUCCCCCUUUGGUAACAUAGUUUAAGUAGUUUUGUAAUAAAAGCACUGUAAAAGAAAAAAAAUCCUCAAACCCAAAACAGGCUAGUCUGAGAAGAAUAAGUCAGUCCCUACUUCUGAUGUACAUAAAGCUUAUUUUUUAUUCUACUGACCUCUCUCUAAGUGUAUUUUAAUUGCUACAUCUGUGAUCUUUUAAUCAUGUACUAGUUGACCUGGGUUUCAUUUUGUUGAUUCCUGUUUCCUAGUGGAUGAUACAGUUUCAUCUUUUUAAAAAAUAUCUGUGUCUAAUAGUUUGGCGUCUUUCAAGUAGUUACCACAAAUUUUCAGAUCAGUGUCUAUGAUGCUUCUGGUAAAUAACUGAAUACAAUUUUUAGAUUCAAGUGUGUACAAAUUAUGUAUUAUUUAGUCUAGCGGGAAGUUCCUGCUGCUUACUAAAAUGAACCCUGACUUUUUGCUAUAUCAUUUAAUAUGUAGUGAAAAUAGAUAUGUAUUGUAAUAAAUGGCAAAAGUCUCAUUGAAAUUAGUGGUAUAAGGAUGUCAAAUGUUGUUAAGAACCCAUAAAGUAACUUGAAAGUGAAUGUAAUUUAUUUUCAGCUUUUCAUCACAAAAAAUGGAGAUUGUUACCUUGAUAUAGAACAAAAAUGAUGGCAUUUUAUUCUAUAAUCAAACAUUUAUUAAUGCAGUUGUUUUCUUUUGAUGAAAUACUCCAGUCUGAACUGUGUUCAAUAGCAAAAAUCCCGAUGAAAGUAAUUUUUGACCUUCAGUUAUUAAUAAGCUGAUUACAUUAUGUACUGGAAUAUCCUUUAAGCGUUGCAAUUAGAAUAUCAUAACACAAAUGAGCUUCCAAUUAAUUCACUAAUGACUAUAAAAACCAAAAAUGAGUAUUUACCAUGUCUAAUUGUACGUGAUUUGUUCAAAGUGAAAAGAUGUAUAUUCUGGUAUAGCAACAUUCCUUGGCUGUUGUAUAUUUUUAAAUAAUAAAAGUUGUUCAAAUAGAGAUUGAAUUCUGAGGCUAGCCUGUAGCUGCUUGACAUUUAAGAAGCCCUUUGGAAACAAAACAUGCUCCUUCCUACUUGCAGACGCUGAUGAGGGUCCUGCAAGAUACUAGUUGCUGCUCUUGACUAAAGUGAGAGCUGAGCACAAGGUUAAUCCUUGGGUUUGAUUAUGUGAGAUACCAAUUUAAGCCUAAAUAAAGAUUCCAAGAAUAUUGGCAUCUAGAUACUAAUAAAGUGUUAAUUAAGCCUAGCCAAACAAAUACUGUCUACCACUAUUCUGUGCAGCUUGGUGAUUUUUAUUAUUUCUGUUGGAAUGAAAUGUAUGAACAAGCAAUGCUUGAGAAGAGUGGGCUUUGCCUGUUUAUUAGGAACCGUUUCUGUAACCUGUACUGAAGUUUCCUAUAAUCUCUGUUAGUUACAAAGGCAAAUCCCAUUAAUUGCAGAGGUUGGGUUUUGAAAUAGUAUUUAGGUAUAUCCUGGGACUUUCAACUGCUCUUAUUAAUUUCCCAGUAAGAUUUUGGAAUUUGGCUCUCUAGGAUUUUCUUUUUUUUAAGGCCCUGCUAUACUGCUGUUUGGCAUGUAAGUCAGUCCUGAAACCUGGUGCUAAGUGUAAAGCAACUACCAAAUGAGGCUUCUUUUUUGACCUAUCUUCCCAUCGUUUGUUAUUUUUCAUAACAAUUAAAAUCUUGCAUGUUGUUUAUAGUGCAGUUUUAUUUUUCCAGACAGUAUGAAUUUAUAAAAUACCUUUACCACUGAUUAAAACAUUUAGUAUUUGUACUUAUCAAUGUACUAUAUAUUUUAAUAAAUUUGCAUACAAAUAAAAUGUAUUCUUACAUUA